CCCUGCUGGUGAUGACCAUAUGCAGCCAAUGCUGAUGUGAACCCGAGUGAUGAACAAAUGCAGAUCUGCAAAGGAGCUGUCCUGAGGCACCAUGCUUACUCAAGUCAUGCAGCGAGAGUCAGACGAUCUGAGUUCGUACACAGUUUGUACUGCUCCUACCGAAGAACUGGGCUCGUCCAUGCUGAAAGAAGCGUUUGGCAUGCCUGGAAAAGUACAUCAAAGCACACCCCAUCUGGCUGACUGCACUACCUCAAGGAAACUGCCUUUCUCCCAUCUGCAAGUUCCUAAGAAGUUACUAAUGAAGCAAGCCAGCAGGGCGUACGUGUUAGGCAUGGCAGCAUGGAGAACAAAUAAACAUGAGUAUUUGGUGCAAGAUGCAUUCAUUGAUUCCGUGCUGCAUCAACAUGUGGCUGCAUGCUUGGCCACGUGUAGACACAGCAAGUAAACUCGUUAACCUCAAUGGUAAAAGGUUGUCUAUAAUCACGUUAAGAAGCACGAUGUCUUAUUUUUGUAAAAAAAUUGCAUGGCUCGACUUUGCGUCCAACACCCAUCGUUAUCUACCCAUUAUCUGCCCAUCACCCAGCAUACACCCGGUAUGUCCAUCACCCACCGUCCACCCAUCAUCUGUCCAUCACCCAAUAUCCACCCACCAUCCGUCCAUCAUC
Messenger RNA from Rhipicephalus sanguineus (brown dog tick), 665 nucleotides. RefSeq lists its product as uncharacterized. The transcript has 4 exons. The record is from RefSeq and is a predicted model, not a curated record. Lineage: Eukaryota; Metazoa; Arthropoda; Arachnida; Ixodida; Ixodidae. The coding region runs from base 92 to 445 and encodes 117 amino acids.